Messenger RNA from Lacerta agilis (Sand lizard), 1678 nucleotides. Its product is annotated as E3 ubiquitin/ISG15 ligase TRIM25-like. Gene Ontology annotation, molecular function: protein binding; zinc ion binding. The record is from RefSeq and is a predicted model, not a curated record. Lineage: Eukaryota; Metazoa; Chordata; Lepidosauria; Squamata; Lacertidae.
AUGCUGAACGAAAUUGUGCUGCUUGCUUUCCUUGGGGACAACGUUGUGUGUCCGAUAUGCCUCGAUGUGUUCAGAGACCCCGUCACCACAGCCUGCGGACACAACUUCUGCAUGGACUGUUUGCAGGAUUACUGGGACCACCAAGCCGUGAUCGGGGAUUGCCCCUACUGCCCUCAGUGCCGUGAGCCUUUCAGUUCGAGGCCUCAACUGCGCAAAAACAUAACCCUGGGAGAAAUCGCCACGAGGGUCGCACGGGAAGAGGCCCAAGGGUCAAGGAAGCUGGUAGGUCAGAGGGAUGUUCUGUGUGACUUCUGCUCCCCCAGGAAGAUGAAGGCUGUCAAGUCCUGCCUGCAAUGCAUGGCUGCCUUGUGCGAAAACCACAUCCGUUCCCACUAUGAAGACAAGGCCUUCAAGAACCAUCAGCUGAUAAAACCUCUCAAUGACCUGAAGGCUAAUAUGUGCUUGAAACAUCACAAACUGCUAGAGCUGUUCUGCAGAAUCGAAGGCAAAUUCAUCUGCCACAAUCUGUGUUCGGGAAGACACAAGAAUCAUGACGCCUCAUCUUUGAAGGACGACAGGGCCAAGAAAGAAGUCGAAGUCAGGAGAGUACAGGCCAAUGUGGAAAACCAAGUCUUGAUGUUGGCAGCAGACAGUCAGCAACACAGGGGCAGAGUGAACUACCUUGCGAAAGUAGUGAAGACGGCCCGAGAUGAAGUGAAUAGGGCCUUUGCCGAGGCAAUGAAAGAGCUCAAGCGACUGCAGAACAAGGUGAUGGACUUUAUAGAUGAAGAAGAAAGAUCGGCCUUAGUUGGAAUGGGGAAUUCCAUUCAGCACAGUCAAGAGCAGCUGACUGAUCUCCAGAAGCAGAAUUGCUGGCUGAAAGCUCUCAUGGAGGACCCAAGUGACCAUCAGUUUCUGCAGGUAAUGUCGGGUUGCACAGAAGCUUUGAUUGGACUGAAGUGUGAGGAGCCCACCAGUUUCGUAGCACUUAAACAGACACUGAGUGACUUGAAAUCCCAAGUAUCCAUGUUCGGACUCUGCUUCAUCAACAAAGUCCUUCAAAAAGGGAUCACAAUGGUGCCUUAUGAAGUGAUACCAGCUCCCACGGAUCGGAAGAGUCUCAGAAAGUAUUACUGUCUGCUGAAUUUUGAUGCUAGCACUGCCAACGAAGAACUCUUCCUGUUUAAGGAGACCCACUCGGUGCUGAACAUGGGAAUCUUGUUGGAGAACUACUCAAAACCCAGCCAAGGAUUCAACCACUGGCCACAGCUUUUGUGCACCCGCAGCCUAUGUGAGGGCUGCCAUUACUGGGAAGCUGAGAUUUCAAACGCAUGGCUGUGUUUGGGAGUCACCUACAGUUACAAGCAUAGAACUGAGAAAGCUUGCAUGUUGUACCUGCUUGGCAGGAAUAGCAAUUCAUGGUGCUUGGAGUGGGACUCACUGAAGUACUCUGUGUGGCACAACAAUACUCAGACCGUGGUGCAUGGCAGCUACUAUAAGACAAUUGGAGUCUUACUAAACUAUGCUGCUGGCUCCCUGACUUUCUACGGCAUCACCAACACCAUGAACCUCAUUUACCGUUUCCUCACCAUAUUCACCGAACCUCUUUACCCAGCUGCUAUGGUAAGCAGCGGGGCCUCUAUUACUUUGAAACAGCACCCAGACUAGAGAGGCCACA